AUGUCUGCGGUGUCGGAGGCGGUGCAUAUUUUGACGCCGAGGGCCAAACCGUCGCCACACGCAAAGCGAUGGUGGACGGUGGACCUAACACAACUCCGUCAGAUAUACACGUAUUGGAGAAACCACGCCCGCUCGGAGCGACGCGCAGGGCGAAAGGUACCACACCUGGAAAAUAUGGCCGCAAGUGCGGCGAAACAAUACCACGAUGCUAUUCGCAAACAAAAGAAGAAACACUGGAAUGAGUUUCUUGCGGACAACGAUAAUAUAUGGAAAGCCGCGAAAUACCUGAAGUCAGGAGAUGAUGCAGCAUUCGGCAAGGUCCCACAGCUCCUCCGGGCGGAUGGAACUAUGACCGCCGAUCAUAAAGAGCAAGCGGAGGAACUACUGACCAAAUUCUUCCCGCCACUGCCGGACAGAAUUGACGAUGAAGGGAUCAGGCCGCAGAGAGCGCCCUUGGAGAUGUCCGCCAUCACUAUGGAAGAGGUCGAACGACAGCUGUUGGCGGCAAAGUCUUGGAAAGCACCUGGUGAAGAUGGCCUACCAGCGAUAGUGUGGAAGAUGACGUGGCCCGUGGUCAAGCACAGUGUUCUUGAACUAUUCCGGACGUCGCUGGAAGAAGGCGCGGUGCCUAGGCAGUGGAGACAUGCAAAGAUUAUACCACUCAAAAAACCGAACAAAGAGAACUACACCAUCGCGAAGGCCUGGAGGCCGAUUUCACUCCUCGCGACACUGGGCAAGGUACUGGAAUCAGUCAUCGCAGAAAGAAUCUCACACGCGGUGGAAACUUACGGCCUGCUUCCGACCAGCCAUUUCGGGGCCCGUAAGCAACGGUCAGCGGAGCAAGCACUCUUACUUUUACAAGAGCAAAUCUAUGCGGCGUGGCGUGGCCGACGGGUCUUGAGCUUGAUCAGCUUCGAUGUCAAAGGAGCUUACAAUGGGGUCUGUAAGGAACGAUUACUCCAGAGGAUGAAAGCGCGAGGGAUCCCGGAGGCCCUGCUUCGGUGGGUCGAAGCGUUCUGCUCGGAGCGAACGGCGACCAUCCAAAUCAAUGGGCAAGCAUCAGAGGCCCAAAGCCUCCCACAGGCCGGGCUGCCUCAGGGCUCACCCCUGUCCCCAAUCCUAUUCCUCUUCAACGCAGAUCUCGUACAGCGACAGAUCAACGGCCAGGGAGGAGCGAUUGCCUUCGUGGAUGACUUCACCGCGUGGGUGACCGGACCGAUCGCACAGAGCAACCGGCAGGGUAUUGAAACAAUCGUCAAUGAAGCACUCGACUGGGAAAGGAGAAGUGGAGCGACCUUUGAAGCAGAGAAAACCGCCAUUAUACACUUCGCCCCCAAGGCCCACAAAUCGGACUCGGAGCCAUUUACCAUUAAGGGAGAGACCGUUGAACCCAGAGACCAUGUCAAGAUUCUUGGCGUCAUCAUGGACACAAGACUCAAAUACAAGGAACACAUUGCGAGAGCGGCGUCCAAAGGCCUGGAAGCAGCGAUGGAGCUGCGACGGCUUCAGGGUCUAUCCCCAGCAACAGCACGACAGUUAUUCACCUCGACGGUGGCCUCAGUAGUGGACUAUGCCUCCAAUGUCUGGAUGCACGCUUUCAAGAAUCAGAGCGUCGGGCCGAUCAACCGAGUACAAAGGGUAGGAGCGCAGGCGAUUGUCGGGACAUUCCUCACAGUUGCAACCAGCGUAGCGGAAGCGGAGGCUCACAUCGCCACGGCGCAACACCGGCUCUAG
Molecule: messenger RNA, 1734 nt
Organism: Penicillium cinerascens
Lineage: Eukaryota; Fungi; Ascomycota; Eurotiomycetes; Eurotiales; Aspergillaceae
Product: RNA-directed DNA polymerase
Exons: 1
Coding region: 1-1734 (577 amino acids)
Source: RefSeq, a predicted model, not a curated record